CUACCUACCUCUGAAGGCUGGCUACCCAUAUGGCAGCUUGUAGUCACCUCAGCUGCGGUAUUCAACGCUAUACAAAAUUAUACGACUUUGAAGCUCACCCAACGACUUUAUGCGCGUAUGCCUCAUCUUGUGAACCCACUUCAGGCUCGUGCAUUUGGCACUUGGACCAUAACUUCUGCUGUAAUUCGAGGUUACGCCGCAUAUCACAUUCACGAAAAAACGAUCUACGAUAUCUGCAUCAUAUCCUACUUAAUUGCAUUCAGCCAUUUCACUUCAGAACUUCUGAUUUUCAAAACUGCAAAGCUCAAUGGACCAGUUGUUAGUCCAUUUAUUGUAGCUAGUGUAUCUUUGGCAUGGAUGAUCUUACAGUACGAUUUCUACGUCUCAUAA
Molecule: messenger RNA, 390 nt
Organism: Lentinula edodes (shiitake mushroom)
Lineage: Eukaryota; Fungi; Basidiomycota; Agaricomycetes; Agaricales; Omphalotaceae
Exons: 4
Cellular component (GO): endoplasmic reticulum; membrane
Molecular function (GO): protein-macromolecule adaptor activity
Source: RefSeq, a predicted model, not a curated record